Molecule: messenger RNA, 2787 nt
Organism: Meriones unguiculatus (Mongolian gerbil)
Lineage: Eukaryota; Metazoa; Chordata; Mammalia; Rodentia; Muridae
Gene: Foxc2
Product: forkhead box C2
Exons: 1
Coding region: 448-1971 (507 amino acids)
Biological process (GO): regulation of transcription by RNA polymerase II; cell differentiation; anatomical structure morphogenesis
Molecular function (GO): DNA-binding transcription factor activity, RNA polymerase II-specific; RNA polymerase II cis-regulatory region sequence-specific DNA binding
Source: RefSeq, a predicted model, not a curated record
GAAACUUUUCCCAAUCCCUAAAAGGGACUUCGCUGCUUUUUCCGGGCUUGGCCGGGCAGCCUCUCCGGACCCCGGCUCGCUGACGCCGCGGACGGCCUCUCCGCCGCCGGGGCCGCGAGAGCAGCCGUCCCCUCGGCCGCCGCCGCCGCCGCUCCGCGGUCACGCGUGGCGCCCUGCCCUGGCCGCCGGCUCGGGGCGGCCACCCGCGGGACCGCGAGCGCGCGCGGCCGGAGGGUGGGGAGGGGAGGCCGCCCGGGGCGCGCCCUCCAGGAUGCUGAGCCGCCCGGUCGGCUGAAGCCGAGCGCCGGCGCCUUCCGCGCGUGGCCCGCGGGGCCGCCCGCGCCGCCCGGGGGGCCCCGAGCCUCCCCGCUCUCCCGCCCCGGGCCUCGCCCGCCGCGGGCCGCAGUCGGUGCGCGCGGGGCGGCGGCCGGGCGCCGGGGACGCAGCAUGCAGGCGCGCUACUCCGUGUCGGACCCCAACGCCCUGGGAGUGGUGCCCUACCUGAGCGAGCAGAACUACUACCGGGCGGCGGGCGGCUACGGGGGCAUGGCCAGCCCCAUGGGCGUCUACCCCGGCCACCCCGAGCAGUACGGCGCCGGCAUGGGCCGCUCCUACGCGCCCUACCACCACCAGCCCGCGGCGCCCAAGGACCUGGUGAAGCCGCCCUACAGCUACAUCGCGCUCAUCACCAUGGCGAUCCAGAACGCCCCCGAGAAGAAGAUCACCCUGAACGGCAUCUACCAGUUCAUCAUGGACCGCUUCCCCUUCUACCGCGAGAACAAGCAGGGCUGGCAGAACAGCAUCCGCCACAACCUGUCGCUCAACGAGUGCUUCGUCAAGGUGCCGCGCGACGACAAGAAGCCGGGCAAGGGCAGCUACUGGACGCUCGACCCGGACUCCUACAACAUGUUCGAGAACGGCAGCUUCCUGCGCCGCCGCAGGCGCUUCAAGAAGAAGGACGUGCCCAAGGACAAGGAGGAGCGGGCCCACGCCAAGGAGCCGCCCCCGGCCGCGGCCAAGGGCGCCCCGGCGGCGGGGACCCCGCUGCUGGCCGACGGGCCCAAGGAGGCGGAGAAGAAGGUGGUGGUGAAGAGCGAGGCGGCGUCGCCCGCGCUGCCCGUCAUCACCAAGGUGGAGACGCUGAGCCCCGAGGGCGCCGUGCGGGCCAGCCCCCGCAGCGCCGCCUCCACGCCCGCCGGCUCCCCCGACGGCUCGCUGCCCGAGCACCACGCCGCCGCGGCGCCCAACGGGCUGCCGGGCUUCAGCGUCGAGACCAUCAUGACGCUGCGCACGUCGCCCCCGGGGGGCGAGCUGAGCCCGGCGGCGGCGCGCGCCGCGGGCCUGGUGGUGCCGCCGCUGGCGCUGCCCUACGGCGCGGCGCCGCCCGCCGCCUACGCGCAGCCGUGCGCGCAGGGCCUGGAGGCGGCGGCGGCGGGAGGCCCCGCGGGCUACCAGUGCAGCAUGCGGGCCAUGAGCCUCUACACCGGGGCGGAACGGCCCGCGCACGUGUGCGUCCCGCCCGCGCUGGACGACGCCCUGUCGGACCACCCGAGCGGCCCCGGCUCCCCGCUCGGCGCCCUCAACCUCGCGCCGGCGGGCCAGGAGGGCGCGCUGGGGGCCUCGGGCGGCCACCACCACCAGCACCACGGCCACCUCCACCCGCAGGCGCCGCCGCCGCCGCCGCCCGCGCCGCAGCCCCCGCCCGCGCCGCAGCCCGCCGCCCAGGCCACCUCCUGGUACCUGAACCACGGCGGGGACCUGAGCCACCUGCCCGGCCACACGUUCGCGGCCCAGCAGCAAACUUUCCCCAACGUCCGGGAGAUGUUCAACUCGCACCGCCUGGGACUGGACAGCUCGGGCCUCGGCGAGUCGCAGGUGAGCAAUGCCGCCAGCUGUCAGCUGCCCUACCGAGCCGCGCCGUCCCUCUACCGCCACUCGGCCCCCUACUCCUACGACUGCACCAAGUACUGAGGCGUCCAGGUCGCCCGCCCGUGCCCCGGGCCCGCCCCGGCUUCGCCUCCCCGCGGGACCCCUCCUCGACCGAGCCGCAGAAAGCGACGGAACGCGCCCCUCUCUCAGACCCGGGAGCGGAGAGCCCCGUGCAACUCGCAGGUAACUUACCCGCAGCUCGGUGUCUGGGAUCCCAGCGAGUCCCUCUCGCCGGGACGCGGCCCAGCCAAACGAAAUACCGCUUUAGAAAAAAAUUGAAUAAAAUAUCCCCUUCCCGUACCCGGAUGCUGCGCUCGCUCCCCUUGGGCCUUCACAGAUUAGCUUGUGGACCAAACCCCACAGGGACCCCUAAUGGCUUUCUGUGGAGACCCCCCAGGGGCGCAUGAGGUCUCCGGAGAGUGUCUUCUGUAACCGAGUGCGAGUGCGGAUGAGUAGCCAGGCUGUUUUGCUGUUGCCCAGAGCCUUUAAUAUAAUAUUUAAAGUUGUGUCCACUGGAUAAGGUUUCGUCUUGCCCGACCGUUUCUGCCAAAUUGAAUUCAAGAAACCUAUGUGGGUUUUCUCCCCACAGUACCGUGAUGAAUAGGUUCCCCCCCCCAACUGUAGGUCUUUUACAAAAACAAGAAAAUAAUUAUUUAUUUUUUUGUUGUUGAAUGACGAGGUCAAGUAUCUGAUACUUUGAAUUUAGGAAGUAGAUGGCUUUGUACAGUAGACGCCAUCUGGAGUAUUCCUAAAAGACACGAAAAGACUUUUAAAAAUUCAACUUCAUCUGUGUUUGUUUUAUGUGGUCUCAGUGUUGUAUUUACCUUAAAAUAAACCCAUGUUGUUUUUCUGCCCAAA